AAGAAGAAGAAGAACAAAAAUCGAUUCUCUUUCUCUUCUCGCAGAGACUCAAUUCUCACAACCAAACGAGCGAAAGCGAGAGAUCUUCUCGUAGCCCUUCAAUUUGCAAUUCCCCCCGUAAUCCAAACCUUACACAAAAUCAAUCGCAAGCUGAACAAUCCCAGCACAAUCAUGGAACCGUAGACUCUCUCUCUCUCUUCAUCACAAAAGUUUUCAUUGUCCGUUUCUUUAAUCUGACCGGAUGCACUCGCGAGCUUUUGAUCGUUGAGAUUCCGCAUCGAAGAUUGGGGUCGCGGAGGGGAGAAUAGGUGAGAACUUACGAGCCUUUGGAGAAGCUACAUUUUGAUUAAUCGAAUAUUUGUUGGAGUCCGAUUCAGUUAUAUUUGAAAUGAGUUGGAACAACACACAUACGGAAGUUCAUCAUAUCAACACUACUUAUCCUUAUAACAAUGCCGGAAGUUUUCUGGAAUAUUUUGAAGGUCUUACCUACGAACAUGUAAAUUUCAUUUUUUCCGGUGCUUCACAUUCUCAGGAGAAUAUUUAUCCUCCGCUGAAUUCAAGCUUUUACAAGUUUGGGCUUUCAGAUUUUGGGAGCCCUACCUAUUACAGCCAACCUCAAGCUUAUAGGAUGCAUGAUCAUGUUCAUGAGCCCAUAAUUUAUGAACAUAGAAGGCCAGAGAACUCGGCAACUCAGCCUGCUGUACAGAGUUCUGCACUAAAUCUUGAAUUGGAAGAAAUUCCAAAUACUGCAACAUUUGACAACCAUGUAGAAUGUCCGAGAAGACACCAUAAUUCACAUGAUUUUCAGGUUGUUUGGCAAGACAAUGUAGAUCCUGACAAUAUGACUUAUGAGGAAUUACUAGAGUUGGGUGAGACAGUUGGAACUCAAAGUCGAGGUCUAUCACAAGAAUUGAUUGCUUUGCUUCCAAUAUCAAAGUACAAAUAUAGUUUCUUCUCGAGGAAAAAAUCUCGUGGAGAGAGAUGUGUGAUAUGCCAGAUGGAAUAUAAACGAGGUGAUCGAAGGAUCACUCUGCCAUGCAAACAUAUCUAUCAUGCUGGUUGUGGAACCAAAUGGCUUAGCGUCAACAAGGCUUGCCCCAUUUGUUACACAGAGGUGUUUGGGGAUACUUCAAAACGCUAAGUCUUUUAUUCUUAGAUGACAGAAGAACAGAAUCUUGUUAUUUUUUUAUUAUUAAAAAAUUUUGUGAAAAUAUGGAGUGGCAGAAAAAAAGGAAAAAAAAAAUCACUUGAUUUUCUUUCUUAAAUUUUCCCACUUUAGUAAAUACCUCAGUGCUAAAGUGAAUAAAGAUUAGUUUCUUGUAUUAGCUUUAUAAGUGUUUGGUGUUUGGAUUGGCCUUUUUUUUCUCUCUUUUUGACAAAGGUAAGAGAUGUGUAAUGAUAGUAUGAAUCCUACCUCAAGUGUCAUUUGGUAUAUGGGAUGGGAAUGAAGAGGGUAAAAAUGGAAAGGAUUUGUGAGUUUUUGGAAUGGAAAUAACUAGUUUCUUUCUUGGCAUUUUAUAUACAUCCAUGAACAAGAAUAUUUUAUGA
Messenger RNA from Momordica charantia (bitter melon), 1548 nucleotides. RefSeq names its product E3 ubiquitin-protein ligase BIG BROTHER. Gene Ontology annotation, molecular function: ubiquitin conjugating enzyme binding; ubiquitin-protein transferase activity. Gene Ontology annotation, biological process: protein ubiquitination; floral organ development; negative regulation of organ growth. Lineage: Eukaryota; Viridiplantae; Streptophyta; Magnoliopsida; Cucurbitales; Cucurbitaceae. The record is from RefSeq and is a predicted model, not a curated record.